Messenger RNA from Penaeus indicus, 3448 nucleotides. Its product is annotated as organic cation transporter protein-like. The coding region runs from base 340 to 2496 and encodes 718 amino acids. Gene Ontology annotation, molecular function: transmembrane transporter activity. Gene Ontology annotation, biological process: transmembrane transport. The transcript is spliced from 19 exons. The record is from RefSeq and is a predicted model, not a curated record. Gene Ontology annotation, cellular component: membrane. NCBI's taxonomy places the organism in Eukaryota, Metazoa, Arthropoda, Malacostraca, Decapoda, Penaeidae.
AGUGGGAGUUGGGGAGGGUGGACGUACGUGUUCUGUGCCGCUCUUGAAGUGUAUCCUCCGAGACGUGAGACCAAGAGGAAAAGAGGAAGAAGGAAGAGGAAGACCAAAGAGGAAGAGGAAGAGAAAAAAAAGGAAGAGGAAGAGAAAAAAUAAGGAAGAGAAAGAGAAGAAAGGAGAAGAAAGGAAGAGAAAGAAAGGAAAAAAAAGAAGUUCUUGCCUCUUUUCCCUCUCUCUCUCUCUCUCUCUCUCUCUCUCUCUCUCUCUCUCUCUCUCUCUCUCUCUCUCUCUCUCUCUCUCUCUCUCUCUCUCAUCCCCCUUCCCCUCAUACACCUAUCCAAGAUGACGGUCGCCCCUCCAGAAAAGGGAAUAGGAGGAGGAGGAGGAGAAAACGUCGAACUCGGGGACAAGAACAUGAACGGAUACGCAACGGAGAAAAUGUUGAACGGGGAGAAACACGUCGAGGAAUUGCAAGGAAGCAGCGAGGUGUUCGAGGUGAUCAUGAGGCACGUCGGGAGCUUCGGGAAGUGGCAGUGGAUCAUGUUCUUCGUCACCUCCUUCUGCGGCGUCUUCACGGCCUUCCAUAACCUGGCGGCGGUGUUCCUGGCAGCCAACCCCGAGCACUGGUGUCACGUGACGGAACUCGAUGGUUUACAGACAGACUACGACAUCCGCAACGUUUCGAUUCCUUGGAUACAGGAGAAAGACGGAGAGAAGAAAUACUCGAAAUGCUCCUACUACGACAGAGACUGGCCACGUUUAAUAGCCAGCGGGAUUCUCAAUGGGUCUUCUCCCCCGGACCUGCCCAUGAACGAGACAACUGCUGCUUGCGAGAAAUGGACGUACGAUCACUCAAUUUACGAGAGCACCGUUGUUGAAGAGUGGGACCUCGUCUGUGAUAACAAGUACCUUAUGUCGACGGUCCAGUCUACUUUCAUGGCAGGAGUGCUGACCGGCGCAGUGGUCUUGAGCGAGCUUUCUGAUAAAUAUUGGGACCUCGUCUGUGAUAACAAGUACCUUAUGUCGACGGUCCAGUCUACUUUCAUGGCAGGAGUGCUGACCGGCGCAGUGGUCUUGAGCGAGCUUUCUGAUAAGUACGGCCGCCGCACCAUCUCCCUCGUGUCCGCCGUCGGGAUGCUGGUGUCCUCCGUGGCGGUCACCUUCGUCAGGCACUACGAGCUCUUCAUCACGCUGAGGUUCUUCGUGGCUGCCUUUGGGUCGGGGCUUUUCCUGCCCAAUUUCGUGCUGCUCAUGGAGGUCGUGGGCCCCGAGGCGCGCACCAUAAUGGGCAUGAUGUACCAGGCCUUCUUCAGCGUGGGCUUCAUGCUCCUCCCGGGCAUCGCCUACUUCGUCAGGGACUGGAGGCAGCUGGAGCUCUGUAUCUCCGUGCCCACCGUCGUCCUCCUGCUCUAUUACUGGUUACUUCCGGAGUCCCCUCGGUGGCUGAUGCAGCAAGGGCGCCACGAAGAAGCCCUCAAGAUCCUGGAGAAGGCGGCGAAGGUGAACGGGGGGAAACUGCCCGAGAAAGAGGAGUUGGAACUUAUCAUGAGCAAAAUGACUGUCUCUUUGGAACCUGAAGAAAAGAUAGCACAGGAAGAGAAAGACACUGAGGACAGAACCAACGUCUUCGAGAAAAUCGUGAACUUCUUUAAAAGCAUCGUGACCCUCCUGAGCACCAAGAACAUGCGCCGCCGCUGCCUCAUCAUCUUCUUCGCCUGGUUCGUCGUCAGCAUGGUCUACUACGGCCUCACCUUCAGCGGGGGAAACAUCGACGCCUCCGUGUACCUCAUGGUGUUCAUGAGCGGCCUGGUGGAGAUCCCCUCGUAUCUGCUCGUCUGCUGGACUCUGAAGAAAUUCGGGCGGCGACUCAAUUUGUGCGUUCUCUUCAUCAUCUGCGGCGUGACCCUCCUGAGCACCAAGAACAUGCGCCGCCGCUGCCUCAUCAUCUUCUUCGCCUGGUUCGUCGUCAGCAUGGUCUACUACGGCCUCACCUUCAGCGGGGGAAACAUCGACGCCUCCGUGUACCUCAUGGUGUUCAUGAGCGGCCUGGUGGAGAUCCCCUCGUAUCUGCUCGUCUGCUGGACUCUGAAGAAAUUCGGGCGGCGACUCAAUUUGUGCGUUCUCUUCAUCAUCUGCGGCGCUGCCUGCCUACUCAUCCUCGCCGUGCCCAAAGAGGAGGUAUGGCUCAACCUGACCCUGGCGACCAUCGGCAAGUUCUUCAACUCGUCGGCCUUCGGCGUCGCCUACAUCUACUCCGCCGAGCUCGUGCCGACGGGCGUGCGCAACAUCAGCGUCGGGACCUCGUCCAUGUGCGCCCGGAUCGGCUCCGCCCUCGCGCCCUUCAUCGUCGAUCUGCUGGGUGAUGUCCACUACGCCGUCCCGUCCACCGUCUUCGGCCUGCUGUCUGUCGCCGCCGGUCUGCUGGCUCUCCUGCUGCCCGAAACAGGCCACAGCAGACUCCCCGAGACUGUGGAGGAGGUCGAGGCCAUGCCCAGGUAGUGGGGCGAGCACAGGGAGUGGUGUUGAUGGCCAAGGACGCAGGAGGUUAAGUGGAAGCGACCAGUCACGUCUACAACAGUGGUUCGAAUUUCUUCUUAUCUCCCGAAAGAGGAAAAGGAGUUUUACGAAAAGAGAAGAAGACAAAAAAAAGGAAGAAAAGUUAGAAAAAGAGAGAUUUUGCUGGUUCAUAUCUCUCUCUCUCUCUCUCUCUCUCGGAACAUAGGAGGUGGAAGGAAAAAGGAAAUGAAAGAGUGAAUUACUAAAAAGAGGGUUAGAGUGCGACAGGAGGGAGGUUUGUUUGAAUCACACACACACACGCAUGCACAUACAGACGCACGCACGCAAUCACAAACACACAAACAAACAAAUAAACAAAUAAACAAACAAACAAACAACACACACACACACAUGCAAGCACACACACACACACACAAACAAACAAACAAACAAACACACACACACACACACACACACACACACACACACACACACACACACACACACACACACACACACACACACACACACACACACACACACACAAACACGCAUACACAAUCACACACACACAAAUUCAUGUACGUAUAUACACAUAUAUAACCAUACCGGUUUUUUUUUCAUCAUCAAGCAAUAAUCAGUGCUUGUGAAAACGAAUGAAAAAAUCAUCCCACAAUCACGUGAUUUUCCUUAACGUUGAGCGGGAAAAUCAAUGUCAAAGAAAAUUGUUUUGUCUUCCUAAGAUCGUUUGUUCAUAGCGUUGUCAUAUUUUUUCGUCGUUUUUAGGUUUAUAUCAAUGGUUGUUUGUAGUGAGAGUGUAUGAUGUUUGUUGGUUAGGAUAAAGAGAGAGAAAUAAAUAAUAAAGAUGGUGUGGAUGUUGAUAAUGUUAUUUCUAUUUUUUUUUGUUGUUGUUGUUAUUUUGUAAGAUGUGUUUGAAUAAAUAUAUUGAAAUAAA